CUGCCUUUGCUCUUUCUGCGCGCACGAACCCUCUUUUACUAAAAGAAACUUCGGGCUCUGCUAGUGCUAAGGAGCUUUCGCUUAUGCGAAGUGCCAGUCUGAAGCCGCAAGCUCCGAGCUUCCAGCGCGAUGUGGAAGCUGAACCAGUCAUUGUUCGGCGGAGAAGAAGAGGGCCGAGAUGAUUUCUUAGCUGAAGAUUCAGAUGGGAUCUGUUCUCUCUCUCCUAUGCAGAGAGUCUACGCUUUCGCUGCGUGUCUUCUUGUCGGCCUCGUAUGUAUGUUCCUGUCAUUGAUUGUGUUUGCGAAGCCUAUCAAAUUCGCAGUUGUUUUCACCUGUGGCAACCUUUUAUCCGUCGGCAGCACAGCCUUCCUUAUUGGAGCUGCACAACAAAUGAGGAUGAUGUUUGACUCAACUCGAGUCUUCGCAACUUCCAUUUACCUUGGAUGUGUCAUUUUAGCUCUCAUCUGUGCUCUUUGGAUACAUAAUAAGGUUUUGACCAUUAUAGCAAUCAUUUGUGAGAUCUGCGCCCUUAUCUGGUACAGUUUAAGCUACAUUCCUUUUGCCCGAAGAAUGGUUUCUGAUUUGAUGGUUAGGCUUUGUGACACUGAGUUGUAGCGGAAGUUCCUUCGCUAUUGGUUUAUUAUUUUAUGCCUAGGAGUUUCUGAUGUGUGGUCAUUUGGCCUGCUUUUCCUGAGCCUGUUAUUGAUGACCAGCAAAUUCUCAUAUUCAUUUCUUCAUUGAACUGUUUGCUUUGGUUUCUUGAAUCUAUUUUACAAUUGGGUUUGGGUCUCAAAAACUUUUGUAAGCUCUUUGUUAUCCAAUUUUGUUGAGCCAA
This is a messenger RNA of Rhodamnia argentea, 835 nucleotides long. RefSeq names its product vesicle transport protein SFT2B. The record is from RefSeq and is a predicted model, not a curated record. The coding region runs from base 130 to 615 and encodes 161 amino acids. Lineage: Eukaryota; Viridiplantae; Streptophyta; Magnoliopsida; Myrtales; Myrtaceae. Gene Ontology annotation, cellular component: membrane. Gene Ontology annotation, biological process: vesicle-mediated transport. The transcript is spliced from 6 exons.